AUGACAGAAGCAGCAGAUGCAGCAGCAGAUAAAACUGCCGUAACAGCGAAAGCAGCAGCAGCAGCAGCAGCAAGAAAAGCAACAGCAGCAUCAGUAGCAGCAAAAACAGCAGCAGUAACAAGAACAGCAGCAGCAGCACCAGCAGCAGCACCAGCAGCAGCACCAGCAGCAGUAACAAGAGCAGCAAGCAGCAGCAGCAGCAGCAACAAGAGCACCAGCAGCACCAGCAGCAGCAGCAGCAACAACAACAAGAGCAGCAGCAGCAGCAACAGAAGCAGCAGCAGCAACAGCAGCAGCAGCAACAAGAGCAGCAGCAGCAGCAGCAGCAGCAGCAGCAGCAGCAGCAUACUGAAAUCGAAAGCAGCUUGCUCAGCAGAGAUAAUCCUGGAAGCCAUCCGAUAA
Molecule: messenger RNA, 402 nt
Organism: Eimeria mitis
Lineage: Eukaryota; Apicomplexa; Conoidasida; Eucoccidiorida; Eimeriidae
Exons: 1
Coding region: 1-402 (133 amino acids)
Source: RefSeq, a predicted model, not a curated record